Esox lucius (northern pike) is the source of this 1582-nucleotide messenger RNA. It is a transcript of the gene rnaset2, whose product is annotated as ribonuclease T2. Lineage: Eukaryota; Metazoa; Chordata; Actinopteri; Esociformes; Esocidae. Gene Ontology annotation, biological process: RNA catabolic process. The record is from RefSeq and is marked provisional. Gene Ontology annotation, cellular component: extracellular region. Gene Ontology annotation, molecular function: RNA binding; ribonuclease T2 activity.
AUCCUAUGCACGACAAAGUCAGGUUGAAUGCGGUUGUGGAAACAGCUCGUGCUUUGUUAUUGGGUUAUCACAGAUUAAGUGACGUGCGGCGGUCUCAACUGAAACCGUGACUGACUAGUUGGUGCCUAUUGUUGCCGUCGUAUUGUUGGUCUACCAAGUCGUGAAGGCAGCAUUCUUAACCUUGUAGCCUGCUCGUCCCCUCCUGUCUAGACCUAUGCUAUAGCGAGGCUUCUAAGUAUUGAACGUUAACACUGUAACAAUGAAAUCUUGGGCACUUGUUGUCCUGCUCUGCCUUGGCUAUGGUCUGUUGACUUCCUCCUUGCAGGCGAGACCUAUGUGGAGCAAUCUGAUCCUGACUCACCACUGGCCAAGCACAUUUUGCAGUGUACAACACUGUCAUUCCACAUUUGACUACUGGACUUUGCAUGGACUGUGGCCAAAUUUGGGCCAGGAAUGUAAUUCAUCUUGGCACUUCAAUGAAACUCUCAUCCAGGACCUACUUCCUGAUAUGAAUAAGUCUUGGCCGGAUCUAAAAAAACCAGGAUCCUCUAAAUUCUGGAAGUAUGAAUGGCAAAAACAUGGAACAUGUGCAGCGAAAGCUGAGUCCCUAAACAGCCAACACAAGUACUUUGACAAAGCCCUGGAGCUGUAUCACAAGUUAGACCUUGAUGGAGUUCUGAAGAGUGUAAACAUUGUUCCUUCCGAGACUUACUACAUGUUUGACCACAUCGAAGGAAGCCUUAUCAACCUCUACAAAGUGAAACCAAAGAUUCAGUGUAAUUUUCCAGAGGGAGAGAAUUUCCAAAUCUUGGGCCAGAUCGAGAUCUGCUUCAAUUCCGAUUUUCAACUGGACGACUGUGUGCAUGAUGAGACCGACACCGUCACCCUCACUGAUUUCCUGAAUGUCAAGGGUACAGGAUUUAGAGUGUGUGACCAUUCCAAACCAGUCUAUUACCCUCCCCUGAAGGGAAAGCCAUCAAUGUAGUAGCUAAGGAUUAGUUUUUACCCUUUAUAAUCAGUGUCAGUAUCUCACAUUGAACAUAACCUGAAGUUUCCUUUGUGAGCACUCAUACGCACAUAUACACUAACAGUUUUUACUUUCGCUUCUUUUUUUUAACCUUUUAUUUCUAAUUUGUUUACUGGUAUUCACAAUUGAAAUUGCACCUCUUUUUUUUUUUUUUUUUUUUAACUGGGCAGUCAUUUUGUUACAAAGGGAAUAAAUAGGCAAAUAAAAUGUAACACUUUAACAGGGUAUUUAACUUGGCACUGUUUGUUACUACUUUAAUUAUUUUUGUCUUCAAAUGUUUUCAUUUUGUAUAAUUUUUUUUGUGUGUUGAGUAUGAAUGUGCACAUGGUGGUGGUAACGUUGGUUUACAUUAGUUAUGUAUUUGCCAUAUUUUUGAGUUUUCCAAUGUGAAGAUUAAUGUGGGUAUGAUGAUCAGGAUUUCGCCAAGUGUAAUUAUUUUAUCUGUAAAGAGAUGCAAUUUCUGCUUCCAUGUUUGUUUUAUUUCAUUCUAAUUGUGGGAUAAAGUUUGGUUUGUAAAUGGUGAUGCAUAAAUCAUUAAAGUAAUUAUUCUAUUGC